Mastomys coucha (southern multimammate mouse) is the source of this 4110-nucleotide messenger RNA. RefSeq names its product X-prolyl aminopeptidase 3 (gene Xpnpep3). The transcript has 11 exons. Gene Ontology annotation, molecular function: metalloaminopeptidase activity; manganese ion binding. Bases 461 to 1744 code for a protein of 427 amino acids. NCBI's taxonomy places the organism in Eukaryota, Metazoa, Chordata, Mammalia, Rodentia, Muridae. Gene Ontology annotation, cellular component: mitochondrion. The record is from RefSeq and is a predicted model, not a curated record.
GGGGCACUGACUAGUUUCCCGGCGACCGGGCUGUGCCUGUGGCUUUUCCCACAAUUUGUAGUUCUCUUCCUGACCCGUGGGUGCUGGCCAUGCCGUCUCUGCUGUCAACUCCCAAGCUGGUUCCCGUGGUAGCAAGGCUCUGCGGCCUCUCAGGAUGCAUGUCAUGUUUACAGCGAAGGUACUCCCUCCAGCCUGUGCCCGUAAAGAAGAUUCCAAACCGGUACUUAGGCCAGCCCAGCCCGGUUACACAUCCCCACCUCCUCAGACCAGUGAGUGACACCAGCGUCUCUCAGUGAGGGCUUCCUUUGGCUGAUUCUUCAUCAGACUGGAAUUCCUGCUGACACUCAGGAAAUGCAGCUCACCACUGACACACACGAGAAAUCAGAGUUUUUCAAAGCUGUAAGGGGAGGUGACACCAGGGCUAUCUCAGGUGGAAUAUGCACUUCGAAGACAUAAACUUAUGGCUCUGGUCCACAAAGAAGCACAAGGUCACAGUGGAGCAGACCACACAGUGGUUGUACUCUCUAACCCUACAUACUAUAUGAGCAACGACAUCCCCUACACAUUCCAUCAAGACAACAACUUCCUAUAUCUCUGUGGAUUCCAGGAGCCUGAUAGCAUCCUGGUCCUUCAGAGCUUCUCUGGGAAGCAGUUACCAUCCCACAAGGCCAUGCUUUUUGUGCCUCGGAGAGAUCCUGGUCGGGAAUUGUGGGAUGGCCCUCGAUCUGGCACAGAUGGAGCAGUAGCCUUAACUGGAGUGGAUGAAGCUUACCCGCUGGAAGAAUUUCAACACCUGCUACCAAAACUGAGAGCUGAGACGAACAUGGUUUGGUAUGACUGGAUGAAGCCUUCUCACGCACAACUUCACUCUGACUACAUGCAGCCUCUAACUGAAGCCAAAGCCAGGAGCAAGAACAAGGUUCAGGGUGUGCAGCAGCUGAUACAGCGCCUAAGGCUGGUUAAGUCUCCUGCAGAAAUUAAGAGAAUGCAGAUUGCUGGAAAGCUGACAUCAGAGGCUUUCAUAGAGACCAUGUUUGCCAGUAAAGCUCCAGUAGACGAAGCCUUUCUUUAUGCGAAGUUUGAAUUUGAGUGCCGUGCCCGAGGUGCCAACAUCUUAGCCUACCCUCCUGUGGUUGCAGGCGGUAAUCGCUCCAACACUUUACACUACGUGAAGAAUAAUCAGCUCAUCAAGGAUGGUGAAAUGGUGCUUCUUGAUGGAGGCUGUGAAUCGUCCUGCUAUGUGAGUGAUAUCACCAGGACAUGGCCUGUCAAUGGCAGAUUCACUACACCUCAGGCAGAGCUCUAUGAAGCUGUUCUGGAAAUCCAAAGAGCUUGUUUGACACUCUGUUCCCCUGGCACAAGCUUGGAGAAUAUCUACGGCAUGAUGCUGACACUAAUGGGACAGAAGCUCAAGGACCUGGGGAUCACCAAGACCAGCAAGGAAAGCACCUUCAAGGCUGCUCGAAAGUACUGCCCUCAUCAUGUUGGCCAUUACCUCGGGAUGGAUGUCCAUGACACUCCAGACAUGCCUCGAUCACUCCCUCUGGAGCCUGGUAUGGUGAUCACAGUUGAACCAGGCAUUUAUAUUCCAGAGGAUGACAGAGAUGCCCCAGAGAAGUUUCGAGGUCUCGGAGUUCGGAUUGAGGAUGAUGUAGUGGUGACUCAGGACUCACCCCUUAUCCUUUCUGCAGAUUGUCCCAAAGAGAUGAAUGACAUUGAACAGAUCUGCAGCAGGACUUCUUGACUACCACUGUGGCACACAUGAAGCCCAGGUCCAAGACUGGCAUCCCUGCCUAUGCAAGUAGUCAGUGUCUCCUUGGGGACUAGAUACAGCUUCCAUGGGAACUACACAGCCAAGUGAGCGAGGACAUUUUCAUGUUAAAUAGAUGUAAAUCUGGAAACAUGGACUCUGGAAUAAUCUGUUACUAGGACUUUAGUGACAUUAGUUCUGAGAAAUUAAUGAUCUGGAAAGUUUAACAUGUGAAUGUAAAGUAAGGGCUUGAUUCUGUGUACCCCUGCAUUCCAGUUAACACAUUUCAACAGAAAACUCUCCCCAUCCCUUUCUGUACUUCUGAGAUCCACUCAACAUCCUAAGAUGCUUGUAUGAGGCCCGCAUGUUUAACUUCUCAACAAAGUUCUGGCCUAUGCUAACGGCUACCUGUUAGUGUUUGAGGUGGCAAAAACUCCAUGGCCUCGGCCUCCUAGUGCAGGUUCUCCACACCCACUGGGAUCCCUCAGGCCUCAGGGGACACAGGUGUCCUGCUGUGUUGUCAUUCAGCCAAAAUACAGCCACACAGCCAGCCAACAACUGUCUUGGAUCUUUCUUGCCAUUUGAUUGCACAGGACAUGGAAAGUGUUCUUCUAGGGAAGAAAAUGAACGAGAAAGAAAAGAAUCUAUGUGUCUCCACAGAUCCAGACCUUGAGCUCUGUUUUCUUCAAUUUAAAGGAAAUUUUUUUUUCAAAUGUCCACCUUCCUCUCUUUCAUAGGUUCUUUUCUUAGACACAAUUGUCACUAUGCGCCUCGGGUCCUUCAUAGGUUGCUGUGCUUUGUGACAGGAUCUUCUGUAGCCCAGGCUGGCCUCAAACUCAAUAUACAUCUUCCUGCACUGUGCCCAGCUCACCUUUAUAGGUUUUGUGUGUGUGUGUGUGUGUGUGUGUGUGUGUGUGUGUGUGUGUGUUUGUUUGUUUUUUAACAAGGUUUCUCUGUGUAGCUCUGGCUGUCCUGGAACUCAAUCUGUUGACCAGAUUCGAUUCAAACUCAGAUCCUCUUCCUUCUCCCUCCCUAAAUGUUGGGAUUAAAAGCAUUAUCUACCACCACUCAGUUCUUUAUAGGUUCCUAAUUAAUUGAUCCAGGUAGCUACUUGCAACCAUGUAUUGUCAAAAUCAAUGUAAUGCCUCUUCUCCUCCUCCUCUUCUCCCCCACCUCCCAUGGUGACUCUCUUAGCCUCAAUCCUCAGGGCCAGUGAAAUUGCCUGACAGCUUCCCAGUAAGCCUCCCUUUAAUUUAAAAAAAAAAAGCAUGAUGAACUCAGUAUGGAUAUAGUAGCUAGUGCCUGUAAUUCAGCAUUCUGAAUACAGUGUCAGCAAUAUGAUCAUAAGGUCAAGACCCAGACCAGCCUGGUGUACAUAACAAGUCACAAGCCACCCAUAGCUAUAUGAUGACCCUAUCUAAAAAUUAAAACAAAAAGUACUACAAUCUUGUAUUAGCUACCUGUACUACCAAUAAAAUAUGUGGAAUGCACUCAGUAGUGGUCCACCUCUUACUCUAAUGCUAGGGAUGGCAUGGCGAGGCAAUGGCAGAGUCAUGUUUCUUUCCCUAAACACAGUGUCAGGCUCAGUUAUACAACCCAGAUUGCAAGGUGAGCAAGUCAGGGCCCAAGUAAUGCAAAUGGUUGAUUCAAAAGAUUUCGUGAGCCAGGCGGUGGUGGCGCACGGCUUUAGUCCCAGCACUUGGGAGGCAGAGGCAGGUGGAUUUCUUAGUUCAAGGCCAGCCUGGUCUACAGAGUGAGUUCCAGGACAACCAGGACUACACAGACAAAUCCUGUCUCAAAAAAAAAAGAAAAAAAAAAAAGAAAAAGAAAUUUAAGUGGAUGCCAAGCUAAUGGUGUCAUAAAGAACCCUGUACAAAAGAGGAUUAACUGUGUAGCUAAUGUUUUUAUUCUUAAUUUCCUGAAGUGGCAUCUAGUACCCCCCCCCCCAAAUUGAGCAGAUUUUGAAAGUUUUAAACCUUGGCAGAUCUUCUUGAAACUGAAGUGUUUUCAGGUGUUCCUAGUGGUGAAAAGGUGAUGGUGUCAUCAUAUCUAUUCGCAGCACUGCAGCAGAAUUCACAUGGAAAUGGGCCACCAAAGAGCUUUGACUAUCAGUAUUGUAUGGGUCUGGAGUCACCCCUGGACUUCAGGCCCCACAGGGCAUGCGCCCACCAGAACCCAGAAACUACAAUCUUGGUUGACAUUUCUUAACACUUUGUAUGACCUUUGUGCAAUUAUAUAAGUUCUGUUUGGACAAAAUGCUGUUACUUUUUAAGGCCCCAUUCAAUGAAAAUAGAUAUCUCAUUCCCAAAGAAGGAGAAUGCAUUUGUUACUGUCAUUUUUAAAAUAUAAAGCAAUACAGA